Penicillium digitatum Pd1 is the source of this 963-nucleotide messenger RNA. Lineage: Eukaryota; Fungi; Ascomycota; Eurotiomycetes; Eurotiales; Aspergillaceae. The record is from RefSeq and is a predicted model, not a curated record.
AUGUCAGCCCGUCAUUUGAAUCGCACAACAAAUUUCGACCCUUUUGAGUCAGACCGCUAUUACCAAGCAUGUCUAGAAAAGUUGAUCCCCGCGCUGGAUGACCACGGCGUGACGAUGGAUGAUGAUUUGCUGGCUGCGACUGUAAUUCUACGCUUGCUGGAAGAGUUUGAUGUCCCACUCGCUGGGUCCGAUCUUCGAGGCCACUCCUUCGGGACAAAGGCUUUCAUACGGUCUCCAUCAUUGAUGACCACAACCCCAAGUCUACGACAGGCCGUCUAUUGGAGUGGCCUACGCCAGGAGAUUUACAAUUCCCUUAGCCUUCACCAAACCCCCGACAAUGAGCUCAUAUCCCUGGACUUGAAUUCCCGCUUUAACUCUUUAGGCCCUGAUGCAGGCGAUUGCGCAUGGGCGAAUCAAGCAAUCACUCACUGUGCCCACGUUUUAGUUUUUUGUUUUGGGGACGGGCCUCGCUCGGCGAUUGUGCAUGCGGAACUAAAGGCACAUAAUCAGCAAUGGAAUGAGAAUCGGCCGGACUCUUUCGAUCCAUAUUUUGUGGGUGAGGACGGGGAGGUGGGAACCAAGUUCCCCGACAUUCGUUACGGGUGUCCCUGGCAUGCAAUCGGCAAUCAAUAUAUUGAUCUUGCGCAGAUUCUGCUUUCUGUGCAUGACCCAACUCUGCCUACAGUUGGACCUCUGCGCCGGCGUCUGAUUCAGGAGGCUGAUGAGGUUCAGAAUCAGGUCCGCAGCGGGGUUUGGAAAGUGUGUGGCGCGUCCUUGUCUAAUGCCUCGGUGCCCCCAGCCAUGGUUGUCGGCUGCAUGGCCAUCCAUCUCUGCGGCGAUCGCUUCACGGACCCACAUGAACAGGGCCAUCUGAUCCAGGUCCUUAUCCAAACCGAUAGACUCCAUGGCUGGCCAACUCAUGCGCUCCAGCGACAGCUUCAGGAGACGUGGGGCAUGCGUUGA